CAAAGAGUGGUUUUCAAUGUAGAAUUUAUGGGUAUUUUAAACUAGUGCUGAGCUGAAACAUAAGGGUUAUACUUAGUUACUUUAUUGAAUUUCAGUUAGUUACGUCACUUUGCAAUGCAGUUACUGUUACUGAAGCAAAUACUGUGGCAUGUUUUCAGGAACAAAAUGUGUUUCUAAAACGUGUUUUUAGAAAAGCCAUUGUGGAUGAGAAACAUUUGGCUGCGCCCAGUCUUCUGUCACUGGUAACCUCUGUGAUAUAUUUUUUGGAGUGUAAAUAGUUUGUACUGCAAAAGCUAAUGUUAGCCUGUAUUUCUCUUUGAGAUUAUACAUCCAGUGGGUUACAUUACUGUACUACUUGCUGUAAUAAGUGGAUCCAAAAUGUAUGGAUCUUUUACUGUGUGUGCAAAGAUCAUGUGUGCAGUGGGCAUCUGGCAUGUUGUAAGGUGUGUCAGACUUGAUGAGUGUGCUCUGUAGACUUGAUAAAUGUGUAUUGCAAGUGGCCAUUGCGGGGUGUCUGCAUGCCAGCUGAAACUACGGCUUUAUCUAGAUUGCCAGACAAGGUUGUCAAGCUCUGACCAAAUGUAUGAUAGUCAUACACUAACCUUCAUUGUAGCACUGUUUUUCUAGCUCUGUGAGCUGUCAAAAAGUUAUGGUUCUGAUUUGCUGGAUUUGUUGCAAGACAAAUUGAAGUAAUUUUUAAAUGCAGUCAGCUUCACUGCGCAGUGGAACUUCAUUUAUUUCUCAAGUAUGCUGUGGGCAACUUCUUUAUGUAGUCUGUAGAACAUCAAAAUAUUCAAUGGUAAUGAUGCCAGCUUUACUAAACAGCUCUAUCCUCUUUGGUCUUUUCAGUUUGAGUUUUCAACUGCAUAAGAUCAAAGCACAAGUGUUGAACUCAUAAACAUGAAAAUGGCAAGAAAUGUUGUCUUCCAGAAUCAAUUAGUAGUUCUUGUGAGAACUGUGAUGUUCGGAUCUGCUGCAGCUGCUCCUGGUUUGAAUUUGUUUGUAAAUGCAUCAUAAACAGACAGCCCAGAAUGAAGAAAGCAAGCAGGAGUGUUGGCUCAGUGCCCAAAGUGCCUGGAGUAAAUAAAACUCAAACAACUGACAAAGCCAAACCAGAAAACGGCUCCUCAGUGUCUGCAGUAACAAAACUCUCUAAAACCGGGACAUCAGCAUCUCUUUUGAAGACUAAGAGCAAUGAUGACCUCUUAGCGGGGAUGGCAGGUGGUGGUGGAGUGACAAUGACCAAUGGUGUCAAGGCAAAGAAGAGUACUUGUGUAGCAACAGCAUCUUCAGCUUCAGGGACAACCAUGAACAGUCUGGAAAAUAAACCCAAAACUAUUGCAGGUACCAGUUCCACAACUAAGCGUAGCACUUCAUCUGGAAAUAAAGAGUCAAGCUCUUCUAGAGAAAGAAUACGUGACCGUUCUCGUUUAAGCCAGAGCAAAAAGCUGCCUUUGACUGGCCAGGGGACCAAUGAUACGGUACUGGCAAAACGCUCCCGCAGUCGCACCAACCCAGAAUCAGAUAUUCGAAUGAGUAAGUCAAAAUCAGACAAUCAGAUCAGUGACAAAGCUGCAUUGGAAGCAAAGGUGAACGAUCUUUUGACAUUGGCAAAAACUAAAGAUGUGGAAAUCUUGCAUCUGAGGAAUGAGCUAAGGGAUAUGCGUGCUCAGCUGGGACUUAAUGAAGAUCAGCUUGAAGGUGAUGAAAAAUCUGAGGAAAAAGAGGCCAUAGUUGUCCAUCAGCCAACUGAUGUAGAGUCUACAUUGCUACAGUUACAGGAACAAAACACUGCCAUCCGAGAAGAGCUGAACCAGCUGAAGAAUGAGAAUCGAAUGUUAAAAGACAGACUAAAUGCAUUAGGCUUUUCUUUGGAACAAAGGCUGGAUAACUCUGAAAAACUCUUUGGCUAUCAGUCCUUGAGUCCAGAGAUUACAGCUGGCAACCACAGUGAUGGUGGUGGUACUCUGACAUCUUCAGUGGAAGGUUCUGCUCCUGGAUCAAUGGAAGACUUGUUAAGUCAGGAUGAAAACACUUUAAUGGACAACCAACAUAGUAAUUCCAUGGAUAAUUUAGACAGUGAGUGCAGUGAAGUUUAUCAGCCACUGACAUCAAGUGAUGAUGCCUUAGAUGCUCCAUCAUCUUCGGAGUCUGAAGGUGUACCAAGUAUAGAAAGAUCUAGGAAGGGAAGUAGUGGCAAUGCAAGUGAAGUGUCUGUAGCUUGUCUGACAGAACGAAUACAUCAGAUGGAAGAGAAUCAGCACAGUACAGCUGAAGAGCUCCAAGCCACACUUCAAGAACUUGCAGAUUUGCAACAAAUAACACAAGAGCUAAACAGUGAGAAUGAAAGACUUGGAGAGGAAAAAGUAAUCCUCAUGGAAUCCUUAUGCCAGCAAAGUGACAAGUUGGAACACUUCAGCCGCCAGAUCGAGUAUUUUCGGUCCCUUUUAGAUGAACACCAUAUUUCAUAUGUAAUUGAUGAAGAUAUGAAAAGUGGUCGCUACAUGGAGUUAGAGCAGCGUUAUAUGGACCUUGCAGAGAACGCUCGGUUUGAGCGAGAGCAGCUGUUAGGUGUUCAGCAGCACUUGAGCAACACUUUGAAGAUGGCGGAACAAGACAACAAGGAGGCUCAAGAAAUGAUAGGGGCAUUAAAAGAACGAAAUCACCACAUGGAACGGAUUAUUGAGUCAGAGCAGAAAAGCAAAGCAGCGAUAGCAUCUACCUUAGAGGAGUACAAAGCCACAGUAGCCAGUGACCAGAUUGAGAUGAACAGGCUGAAAGCUCAGUUAGAGCAUGAAAAGCAGAAAGUGGCUGAGUUGUAUUCCAUACACAACUCUGGAGACAAAUCAGAUAUACAAGAUUUGCUGGAGAGUGUCAGGCUGGAUAAAGAAAAAGCAGAGACUUUGGCCAGUAGUCUGCAAGAAGAACUGGCACACACCCGCAACGAUGCCAACCGACUGCAGGAUGCCAUUGCUAAGGUUGAAGAUGAAUACAGAGUGUUCCAAGAAGAAGCCAAGAAACAAAUUGAGGAUCUCAAUGUGACUCUAGAAAAACUUCGGACAGAACUAGAUGAAAAAGAGACUGAAAGAAGUGAUAUGAAAGAAACUAUCUUUGAGUUGGAGGAUGAAGUAGAGCAGCAUCGUGCUGUGAAGCUUCACGACAACCUCAUCAUAUCUGAUUUGGAGAAUACAGUUAAAAAACUUCAGGACCAAAAGCAUGACAUGGAAAGAGAGAUAAAGAAUCUCCACAGGAGACUCCGGGAGGAAUCAGCAGAAUGGCGUCAGUUCCAGGCUGAUCUACAGACUGCAGUGGUUAUAGCAAAUGAUAUCAAGUCUGAGGCCCAGGAAGAGAUAGGAGACCUGAAACGUAGAUUACAUGAAGCUCAGGAGAAAAAUGAGAAGCUCACUAAAGAGCUGGAAGAAAUCAAGUCACGCAAGCAGGAAGAGGAACGUGGUCGAGUGUACAAUUACAUGAAUGCUGUCGAGAGAGACUUGGCAGCUCUGAGACAAGGAAUGGGCCUGAGUCGCAGAUCAUCCACCUCCUCAGAGCCAACUCCUACAGUAAAAACACUCAUCAAGUCAUUUGACAGUGCCUCCCAAGUUCCAAGCCCUGCUACUGCCACAAUUCCUCGCACUCCCCUGAGCCCAAGUCCCAUGAAAACUCCCCCAGCUGCUGCUGUAUCCCCUAUGCAGAGGCAUUCUAUAAGUGGACCAAUCUCAGCUUCAAAACCCCUUGCUACGCUGACAGACAAAAGACCAAGCUAUGCUGAAAUACCUGUUCAAGAACAUUUGCUGAGAACAUCCUCUACCAGCAGGCCAGCAUCUUUGCCAAGAGUACCUGCUAUGGAAAGUGCCAAAUCUAUUUCUGUCUCUCGAAGAAGUAGUGAAGAAAUCAAGCGGGAUAUCAGUGCACCUGAUGGAGCAUCUCCAGCAUCUCUCAUGGCAAUGGGUACCACCUCACCACAACUGUCACUCUCAUCUUCUCCUACAGCAUCAGUCACCCCUACAACCAGAAGUCGAAUAAGGGAAGAGAGGAAAGAUCCCUUGUCUGCCCUAGCAAGGGAAUAUGGAGGAUCCAAGAGAAACGCCUUGCUGAAGUGGUGCCAGAAAAAAACAGAAGGGUAUCAGAAUAUCGACAUAACAAACUUCAGCAGUAGCUGGAAUGAUGGUUUGGCUUUCUGUGCAGUCCUCCAUACUUACCUCCCAGCCCAUAUUCCCUAUCAAGAACUAAAUAGCCAGGACAAGAGAAGAAAUUUCACUUUGGCUUUUCAGGCAGCUGAAAGUGUUGGCAUCAAAUCUACUCUGGACAUCAAUGAAAUGGUGCGAACUGAGCGUCCGGACUGGCAGAAUGUCAUGCUGUAUGUUACAGCAAUUUACAAAUACUUUGAAACCUGAAACCAUAAUAAUGCAACAGAUCCAUGGGAUAGAACCAACAUGAGUACCAGAUGGAAACCUUACUGAAUGCUAAUCCCUGUUUCACUGAAAACUGGCAACAUUUGAGUCCCCUCAAACUUCAGUGACGCUAUGCUGGAUUGCCUCAGAAUGCUUCAGCUACUAAGCCUGGAAAUAGGUGUUUAAAAGCAAGAACUUGUUGCCACAGUGCUUGGAAUAACCCAAGUUGUUAAGCUAUUCACAUUAAUUAUGUAGCCUAAAGAGCCUGGACUACUUAUGUGCUGCCUUUCCAGCCAGACUUCCUGGAGCUUUCUUUCCUAGGAGAGUGAGAUGAAUGGAUCCUAUAGCAUAUAGCAAAGAUAAAGCUUUGAGAAGGAAAAGGAUAACAUGGCAUCAUAUUACUGAACUUUCUGUAGCAUCUUAGAAUAUUCUAUCAACAGCAUAUGGCACCCCAAUACAGUAGAGUUCUUGAUGGUAAUUUAAUUAUUGCCUUUACAGCUAUUUUCCCUCCUUUUAAAUGUGCACAAUGCUCUAGGAAAACAAGCUUUUAUUCCUAAUGACAAAUUGAGUGGAAAAGUGCUCUCAAUACCUCGAAAAAUUUGGCACAGAACUCUUCAUUCUAAAGCUUCAUUAUAAGCCUACCUCUGUCACAGCUAUGUGGCUUCCAACUUUAUGGAUUAUAAGGACUAGCACACACAGCUCCUGGUUUUCCGGGCAUGCUGUAUUUCAAGGAAUCUUUCCAAACUCCCUGUGCUUCCAUUGUAACAGAAAUGAAACAAUAAUUAACCCUUGCAUGGCUUGUUCUUUCCGCUGGUUCUCCUUUGUGUAGCACACACAGCUACCCCAGGCUUUACAGCAAUAUGAACAUACAUCAUGGAUUUCUGUGACAGAAUUUUGGAACUGGGAUAGCAUUUCUCUGAAGAGAAGAUAUUUUCAAUAAGAUGUAACAAUGAAGUAGUUUGUCUCAAAAUCCAUCUUUGCCAUGUUUUCUGUGUGGUUUUUGUUGAUCUUGCACAUCCUCAUCUGUCUGACAGAAGGUGAGACAUUCUCUGACAGGAACUAUGGAGGAACUGAUGUAAUGUGUAUACACCCAGUAGUCUUGAAUAUUGCGUGGAAAUGACUCACUGUCACAAGGAAGGAACUGAGAAACUUUCGUCUGCUCAACUUCUAUUUUCCUAAAAUGUACCUGAAUUCAUGUAACAGUUCUUGGGCAAAAGAGUUCAAGUAAGUGCCUUAGUGAUCAUUGAAUUGAUAAAUCCUGGCACUUCAGGGCCUUGUGUGGAAUGUUAAUAGCUCAGAAUGAUUUCAUAUAGCCAUUUGUAAUAAGCUGUUUGUUGUAAUCUUGUUUGUCAAAUCGAGGGAAGACUUCACUCUA
This is a messenger RNA of Pezoporus flaviventris, 5766 nucleotides long. It is a transcript of the gene SPECC1L, whose product is annotated as sperm antigen with calponin homology and coiled-coil domains 1 like. Gene Ontology annotation, molecular function: protein binding. Bases 1032 to 4394 code for a protein of 1120 amino acids. The record is from RefSeq and is a predicted model, not a curated record. Gene Ontology annotation, cellular component: microtubule organizing center; filamentous actin. Lineage: Eukaryota; Metazoa; Chordata; Aves; Psittaciformes; Psittacidae. Gene Ontology annotation, biological process: actin cytoskeleton organization. The transcript is spliced from 17 exons.